AUGGACGUCUUCAACAACCAAUUCCACCCCUCAACGUCGAAUGCAAUGUCCAUCGGGCAAUGUGCAAAUUCGACGGCCAAUUCGAACACAAAUACGAACAGUUCGAAUGGGAGCUUCGAUUUCGGAGAGGCCAAUUGCCAAGUGAUCACGAUUACGCUGAGGUAUGGCGCUAGAAGCGAGCGGUUGGUGCUGGAGCGGAGUGCGAAUCCAGAGGUAAGUCGAGGGCACUGUGCAGUAAAAAUUUUUUGCACGGUGCGGAUUUUUAUUUGAAUUUUGCACGGUGCAAAUUUUUUCGGAAAAAGGUUUUGGGGAAAAAUUUUUAGCACAGUGCAAUAUUUUAAUUUUUCAUCGCAGAAAAAUUAAAUUUUGCACCGAAGAAUUGCAUUGUGCGAAUUUAUAUUGAAUUUUGCAACGGUGCAAAAUUUUUUUCGUAAAAAGUUUUCGCACUGUGCAGACAUCGCCGAAGGAUUGCACUGUGCAAAAUUCGGUUUACUUCUGCACUGUGCAAGAAAUAUAAAAAAGCAUUUUUGCGCACCGUGCAGAAGAUGGCAGUUCGAAUUAAAAAUGAAAUUUCUAGAAGUUCUUGCUUCAAAAUUUCGGAGUUUGAAGAAAAUCGGAUGUUCCUGCACGGUGCAAAAAAAAAUUUUUUUGAACAGUAAAAAAUGGAAUGGGAUUUCGUGCUAAUGUGUUUCUAGACUAUUCAGAUUAUUUUGGCCAAAUUUUAGCUGAUUUUGAGAAUUGCUUACUGAAUAACGAAAAAAAUUUUUUUAGAUAUUUUAAAUUUUUUUUCAAUUUUUAGGCGUUUGACCAAUUCCGUCGACGGGCCUACAAACUGGUGGAGGAGACAGACGAGGAGAAUGGGUUUUCAACCGAUCCCAGAGGAGAACUCUUCCUUUUUCGACAUGAUUAUGGCUCCGCCAACAUGCUUCAGCGCCUCGCCAAUCUAGCUGAACUUGUAAGUUUUGCUGUUUUUUUUACAUUUUUUGUAGUUUUAAAAACUAUUGCCUUUUCUUGGUGGCGUAUUUUACAAAUAUUUACGUUGAAUUUUACAAUUUCCCUCUUCGCAUAGUGCAAAAAUCUAAAAUGAUUUUUUGCACGGUGCGGAAGAAACAAAAUCUUACCGUAUUCGAUGUUUACUGUAUUUUUGCGAAACGUUGGGGCUGAAAUACAUACUGGUUGGCUCUAUAUUUGAUUUGAAAUUACUUUGAAAAUUCAUUUUGCCCAUUGCACAGUGCAAUUCAAAUUUUUUCAAAUUCCGCACAGUGCAAAGAAAAAUUCGCUGGUUUUUUGUUUACGAUGAGACAACAUCAAAAAUUUUAUGUAUUUAUAAUACAAGGGCUUCAUUUACAAUGUUAUUCUUUCAUGUUCCUAAUCUCUCUUCGCUUACUGCAGAGUAAAAAAUUCAAUUUUUGGUUUUGCACUGUGCGAAGAAAAUUAAAUCCAACAGUACGCAAAAAUUACAGCAAAUAAAUUACAGAUUUUUUCUAACAUGAUAGGCUAGUACUGUUGUCGCCACGUAAAAGCAUUUUUAUUUCUUUUUGGUUUUUACUGCACUUGCAAAAUCAAAAUUGUCUUUUCCCGCACUGUGCAGUCGAAAAACCCUUUCGCUUUAAAAUUGCACUGUGCGAUAAGAAAAACCAAGCCUAGAAAUUGUAUUUUCAGGACAACGGAAGUGUCGUUGAGGUGAUUCGAGUUCCAUCCGAGGAACGGCAAGAAGUCACAGUGCCUCAUAAUGUUCAAGUUCAAAGCUACAAAACUCCGACCUUUUGCGAUUAUUGCGGUGAAAUUUUGGUUGGAUUGAUAAAGCAGGGACUGAAGUGCACAUUAUGCAAGUGAGUUUUUGUAAUGAAGGUUUAUUUUUUCGAAUACACACGUCACUGGCCACUUUAUACGAUGAAAAAUAUUUUAUCGUAUAAAAUGUCGCAGAUGAAGGACUUUAGAGAAAAAUAUUUGUGCGAACUGUAAAAUGAGCUCUGUUUAAUGGUCGUAUCUUAUUUUUGUAAUAGUUUGUUGCUUUGGAGACAUGUUAUACGAUAAAACAUGUUUCGUCGUAUAAAAUGUGCUAAAUGAUUGAUGUUAUGAAAAAUAUUUAUGCUGAUUAAAAAAUGAACCAUGUUUAAUAGUUUUGUUUUGUUUUUGUAAAAGUUUCAGGGUUCAGAGACAUGUUAUACGAUGAAACAUAAUUCAUCGUAUAAAAUGGCUUUCAGUAACCUAAGAUGGCAAAUUUAGAAAAAAAACAGAUUUUAAUCACGCUAAAGCAACAUAAUGUAACAUUUUCACCGUACUGUGCGUCCAAUUCAAUUAAUUUUUUCCCAAAUUUCAGCUGUAAUUUCCACAAAAAAUGCGCGUUUGCCGCCCGCAAUAACUGCGCACGGAACGAAAACAGCACCCAAAAUGGACAGCCAGGUAAGUUAUAGUUUGUUGAAAAAAUUUCGAAAUUUUUAGGUACCCCAACAAGCCCGCAGGCCUAUCAAUUGCCCCACACCUUGUCGGUCCACAGCUAUCGUACCCCGACGGUUUGCAAAAUCUGCGACAAAAUGCUGUUGGGAUUGGUCAAGCAGGGAAUGCGAUGCAGGGAUUGUAAGGUGAGACAGUAAUUUUUUACUUGAGAAAAAAGAUGUUUUUUGAAAAAAAAUUGAUUUUUGCAAUAUAAAUUUUUUCAAAAAAAAAAAAAAAAAAAUUAAUUUUUUUUUGGUUUUUUGCACUGUGCAUCAAAAAAUUUUCGUUUCCGCACAGUGCACUUUUCUUUUUCUUUUUUUUUUGCACUGUGCGGCUACAAAGACAACAGAAAAUUCGAAAAAAUGUCAAAAAUUUCAAAAAAUAUUUUUUUUGGUGACCAAACACAAACCAAACAAAUUUUUUAUGUAUCAUAAUUUCACUGCACUCAAAUGAUUUCCGGAUUUGAAUAAAUUUAGAAAAAAAAAAUUUUGAGUUAAGCAAGACAAAAUAUGUGAAUCAUAGUUGGCUCAUCGCCUACUCUGACGUAAAUUUAUGCAAAUGGAGGCGGAAACUUGUAUAAAUAACUAAAGUAACUUGUUGUUUGGACUGUUUGAAAAUUUGAGAUUCAUUUACAUUUAUUCUUGAUGGGGUUUUUUUUUUUUUUUUUUUUUUGAAGGGUCGUAUUUUAGCUAUUUUUGAUCUUUUUUUUACAAAAUUGUGUAGAAAAAUAAAAAAAAAUCACAGUGCCGAAAAUCAUAAAUCACAUUUUUUUUUAUUUUUCGCACCGUGCAAAGCAAAAUUUUUCCAAAAAAUUUUGCACCGUGCAUACAAAAAAAAAUAAAAUUUCAAAAUCCUUUCUCAAAAUAAUACCAAGUCCCGCAAAGACUCUCAACUCAUAAUUUCCUCAAAUUAGGCCUUCAUUCCAGGUGAACGUGCACAAGAAAUGCGCCGCGUUUCUGCCGAAUGACUGCCACAUCGGGAACGGGAUUGUCCCUCAAUUUGAUCAAAUGUCCGUCAACGAGAUGCCGCAGCCGGUGCAGAAGAUGGAGGUGGAGAGUCAGUCGUCGUUGGGGAUGAUCCCGCUGGCCCGUUUGCCGGGCUCGGCCAACACUCGGACCGGCCAACAGGGCACCUUGUGCGAGGGAUGGGUGGUCCAUUUUUUGUAUACGCAGCCAGCGAAGCGUCUGAAGCACUAUUGGAUUCUGUCGAAUGGACAAAUCUCUAUGUACAAUGAAUAUAAUAAUGGUGGGUGGAAUUUUGAGGAAGGGACAUGUUAUACGAUGAAACAUGUUUGGUCGUAUAAAAUGUCGCUGAAGCCAAAAAAUGUUUAAAAAACCUGUUUGUUGUGUCAAGCAGAAUCUGUGUUUGCGCACAUAAACUAUUAUUUCCGAAAGUUUUACGUCAGGAGCUUUUUAUACGAUGAAACAUGUUUGGUCGUAUAAAAUGACGCUGAAGGCAGAAAAUGGUUAAAAAACAGGCUUGUGGCUUUAUGUACGAUAUCUAGCUUUUUAUUUCCUAAAUUGCUUUGAAGACAUUUUAUACGAUGGAACAUAUCUUGCCGUAUAAAAUGGCUCUGAAGAAUGGGACGCCAAUAUAAGUGAUUUGUAGCAUUUAUUCUGAUGUUAAAACAAGCGUUCGAUGUACUGAGGGGUGUUUUUCUCCAAAAAACUGUUAUUUGGGCAUUUUAUACGAUAAAACAUGUUUCAUCGUAUAGAAUGUCCAGGUAACCAAACUUUAGAAGAAUUAGAAGUGCGCUUUAUAACAUAAGCCCCGGUUAAUAUUCUCAUUUUUUUUGUAAAUUUUAUUGCUUGAGAGACAUGUUAUACGACAAAACAUGUUCAAAUCUCUGAAAUUUCAGUAACUGGUGUCAACCCAUCUCGAGUGUUCAAGCAAAUCUCUCUGGCUGAUAUUUUGGCUGUCGUCCCCUAUAACGGACCUCCAAUUGACACCCGUUUCCCGGCCCAUUGUUUCGAGAUCCGGGUGCGAGCCGCGGCCGAGGAUCAGAUCUAUUGCGUGGGAGAGAAUCUGGAAGCACUCUCCAGCGGCGGUGCUCCACCCUCCAAGCAGCCGCGCCAACAACAGUAUGGGCUGAGCGGCAGCUGGCAGCAGUGGUUGAAAGCGCUGGAAAACGCGCUUCAACCCCCAUCCUUAAGGUCCGAUCCAUGCAAUGCGGAGCCGGCACUACAAUUCUCCCAGAUGUAUCAGGUAAGAAGGCCUUCAGUGGACGAAUCAACAUUCUCUGUAAUAUAAAAACGAGCCGAAAUUGAUUUUUUGACACAUUUUAUCAUUUGGCAAUGAUCAAAGAAUCUUCUUCAGCAGUUGGACUUUUUAUACGAUGAAACAUGUUUCGUCGUAUAAAAUGUCACCAGCAGGAGAUUUUGGGCAUAAAAAUUUCCCCUGAGGAGUCUAGACAGCAUAUUCCUCAAAUAUGUAUUGUGAGGACAUUUUAUACGAUCAAACAUGUUUCGUCGUAUAAAAUGUCUCUCAACAUUAAAUUUUGUUGAUACAAAUUUGCUAUGAGGAGUGUAGGCUAAAUUUGCAACGAAUAUUUACAGAAUGUUAUUGUAGUGACAUUUUAUACGAUCAAACAUGUUUCAUCGUAUAUGAUGUCUCUUUUCGAAUUACAAUGUGCUCAUCAAAUAAAGUAGUUAUUUAGUCUCUGACCUUUUAAUUUUUCAGAUUGUCCGCGAAAAGGUCCUCGGAUCCGGCCAGUUCGGCACCGUUUUCCAAGGAAUUCACCGGCAAACCAGCCGCUCCGUGGCCGUCAAAGUCAUCGCCAAGGAUCGCUUCUCCAAAAAAUCGAAUGCCGGCGUCGAAACGUUGAAGUCCGAGGUCGCAAUCCUUCAGGCCAUUGAUCAUCCGGGCAUCAUCAAACUGGAGAGCAUGUUCGAGACCAAGGAUAAGAUAUUUGUGGUCAUGGAGAAGAUGAAUGGCGAUAUGUUGGAGAUGAUCCUGAGUCAGGCAACCGGUCGAUUGGAUGAGCGAGCCACGCGCUUCUUGAUCAUGCAAAUUUUGAGCGCUUUACGGUGAGAUUUUGAGAUUUUUUGAACUUAAAAUGCGAAUAAUUUGUGUGAUUCUGCAUAACGCGGUUUGAAACUUUUUGAAGAGUCAUAGGAAAUCAUUAUCUUUUCAUUAUCUCUUUAUACUGGCAAGUUUUUGGCUUGUUUGGAAAUGAGAUUUUUUGAAUUGAAAAUGCACGAAAUUCGCUUAAUUCUGCAUAACGCGGUUUGAAAUAUUUUUUUACAGUCCUAGAAAGCCCUUAUCUUUGUCCUGGCAUGUUUUUGGCUUGUUUAAAAAUGAGAUUUUUUUAAUUUGAAAAUGCAAAAAAAUCACUUAAUUCUACAUAACGCGGCUUUAAAAUUUUUUAAUAGUCUUAUGUUAACUAUCUUAAGUCAUUAUAUUUGUCCUGGCAUGUUUUUGACUUAUUUUAAAAUGAGAUGUUUUGAAUUUAAACUGAACAUAAAUGAUUUAAUUCUGCAUAACGCGGUUAUUUUUUACAGUCCUAGAAAGCCAUUAUAUUUGUUCUGACAUGUUUUUGGCUUGUUUGAAAAUGAGAUUUUUCGAAUUCAAAACGCAUAAAAUUCGCUUAAUUCUGCAUAACGCGGUUUGAAAAUUUCCGAAAUUCCUCAAAAAAUCCAUUUCCCCUGUUAUAUACUAUUUAUUCCCCCAUUAAAAUCUCAAAAAACCCCAUUUCCAGCUACCUGCAUUCCCGCGCCAUCGCGCACUGCGACCUGAAGCCGGAGAACGUGCUGUUGUCCGACCUCUCCGCCCACUACCCCCAAACCAAGCUGUGCGACUUCGGCUACGCGCGCUUCAUCGGGGACGCGCAGUUCCGGAAGACGGUGGUCGGCACGCCCGCCUACAUGGCGCCGGAGCUGCUGAUGAAGAAGGGCUACAACCGGAGCCUGGACAUGUGGUCGGUGGGCGUCAUCAUCUACGUCACGCUGAGCGGCACCUUCCCCUUCAACGACGGCGAAGAGAUCACGGAGCAGAUCCAGAACGCGUCGUUCAUGUUCCCGGCGGACUUGUGGUGCAACACCAGCCAACUGGCCAUCGAUUUGAUCCAGAGGCUGUUGAAGGUGCAGAUCGAGGAGCGCCUGAAUAUCGAUGAAGGAAUUUCGCAUCCCUGGCUGCAGGAUGCACAAGUUUUUGCGGACUUAAGACAACUGGAGAGCCGGCUGGGAGGCCCCCGAUAUCUGACGAAUGAGGCCGACGAUCAGAGGUUCGCUCCGUUCCUGCAGCAGAUUCAGAAUACCCCACCGUUUUAG
Molecule: messenger RNA, 6707 nt
Organism: Bursaphelenchus xylophilus (pine wood nematode)
Lineage: Eukaryota; Metazoa; Nematoda; Chromadorea; Rhabditida; Aphelenchoididae
Source: the annotation of a GenBank genome assembly